AUAUUUUUUUCAAGAAAUUUCAAUCAUAAUUGUUUUACAAUGUUUUCAUUAAAACUUUACAAGUUUGGCAUUUUAUUAUUUCAUAUGAUUUUAUAUACAAAAGCAGAAAAAGGUUUAAAAAAAUCAUUAAUUCAGUUAGAUACAUUACUAAUGUUUUCGGGAUGGAAAAAUUUAAAUGAUUUGAUCUUUAUAAACUAUUACAGUAGUUAUCAUUAUCCUCAUACUCUGAUUGAAAUACCUACACAUAUCGAUAAAUGCAAUCAAAAAGUAAGAGCCUUGACUAUAUAUCUUGGAUGUACAUAUGCAAAAGUUAUGAAUAAUCUUUUUUCAGUUAUUAGCAACGUUAUACAAAAUUGUGAAAAUAUAAUUAAAGAAGAGAAACGCUUAAUAAAUGGAUACAUUUGCACAGAAAAAUUCGUAAGCAUAAUAUCCAAAGUAGUUGUUCCAAUGACCACAUUGAUGAAAGGAGCCAUGGACGCUCUAGAUUUAUUGCAUAAAAGACCAUGGGUUACUAUUGAUAAACCACCCUAUAUAUUCAGCUCUUUAUUUGAGAGAAUAGAAAAUAUCCUUAACCAAUUAAACAAACUAACUUUAACUCGUUAUAAUAUAUCUUCAUACUUGGAGGCAUUAAAAUAUAUAUAUUCAUUUUCUGAAAAAGUAAUAUUUGAUAUAAACAAUGAAUCUACAUUGUAUUGUAAUUUUGUAACUUAUGAUAUAAAUUAUUUAUGGAACAAAUGGGUUCAAGAGCAUAAAGUCAUCAUUGGACAAAGUGAAAAAUUAGUAUUUUUAGAAUUCAUAAGUAGAAAAAUUAAGGGUUAUGUCAGUACAGUAAUUAAAGAAAAGUAUUUUAAACUCGGAUUUAAAUUUGAUCCAAUCACUGAAGAAACAUUUAUACCAAUACCGCAGGAGCUAAUUGAACUAGAAUUAGAAUUUAAAGUAACAGAUGCAACAUAACCUCCAACGCCAAUACAAGUAGAAAAUCAAUAAGUGUUUAUUAUUUAUAUUUAUACUUUAUAACUAAUCAAAAUUAAAUAAUUAUUUCAUAAAUCUUUGAAUAAUAAUUAUUCAAUGAUAUUAAUAAUUAUUAUUAAAACAAUAAUUUGAUUCGUAUUUUAGUUUGUUAUCCCUUAUAAUAUUAGUAUAUAGUAUGAUCACAGAUAAAAAAAUAAAAUGGUGCACUUUUUGAUUUAUUGAUAACUUUAGAUUUACCCGAACCUACCUGAAAUCAGUGACACAACGCCUUAUUGUCGUGGUGUAAAAUUCAAUUAACGGCUAGCGUCCAAAAGCCGCCGAAAUAAUAACUUAUCAGUCAUCUUCGUGACACCUCCUUUUACUUAUCGGGCAACUUUAUCGAUUCUUCACAACGUUCUUUUACUCUUUGUCUUAAUUGUGUUUACCAGCAACUGAAUAUUAUAAUUAUUGAUGGCUCCGUGUCACCACCAGUGAAUCUAAAGUCGUGUACUUUGUUUCUUUUUUUUUUGCGUUUAAGCAUCAACCUACCCUCAACAAUUGGCUCCCCGGCUUGGAUCUUAACCGGAUUAACUUUAAGAUUAAAUAAUUCGAUUCUAUCUAAUGUGCUACUACACAUUUACUACCACGACUUUUUAAGAUUAACGUUCAGAAACAUUUUGUCUUCAAAAUGAUCCUAAUAUAUUCGAGCAUAUUUAAGGACAACGUUCUUGUCAGUAAGUUCGGGAACACAAUUCUCAAUUCACAUCG
Daktulosphaira vitifoliae (grape phylloxera) is the source of this 1719-nucleotide messenger RNA. RefSeq lists its product as uncharacterized. The record is from RefSeq and is a predicted model, not a curated record. The transcript is spliced from 3 exons. The coding region runs from base 40 to 954 and encodes 304 amino acids. NCBI's taxonomy places the organism in Eukaryota, Metazoa, Arthropoda, Insecta, Hemiptera, Phylloxeridae.